UUUUCUGUUGAAUUUCUCGUCGAGUGCACGCAUGCGCAGCGGAAUAUGAAACUACAUCACGUAGCUGUAACUACUAUUUUGUAAUCGACUGGGAACAAAAGAACUUUUGGGAAACGGGAACGGAAGAAAACAAACAGUCUUGGAGCAUGAGUCAUGGCAGUCAACGAUUGUUUGGCCAUCAAACGCUUUUGUGCGUCUUUUUGGCCUGUGGAAUUGCAACACAAAGUGGCAGCACUGAUGCUCAACAUCUGAUCGCGUAUAUCUCGCAACACGGUCUGCAUGGCGAGAUCACCUUCAGACAGAGCGAGCCAAAUCUGGUGGAGAUCCAAUCGAAUUUGGAGGCCACGUUGCAGUAUCCGGAUCAAGUGUGGAGCUGGGUAGUACGUCGUUUUCCAGUAGACUACACAAACACCGAUCCCGAUGAGCGCUGUGAGCUGGAUAGACUGGGCAGUCAAGUGCUCAGCUUUGACGAGGAGCUUGAAUAUUUGGUGUUGCCAGGCAAUGAGACGUCGACGUGGCAACAUCGCAUACAACUAAUUGGUGAUCGUGGCAUCUGGGGAAAGUCGUUGGUGCUCACCGAGAUGAAUUCAAAUGCUCGCAUUUGUGCUACAAUAACCACAGUACAAAACUCCAUGGAGCACAUGGCCGAGGCACGUUUCAAUACUCCAAUUGCUGGCUCUGUGCACUUCCGUUGGCUAGCACCCAUGGAUGGCGCCGCUGGAGAUACGUUGAUUUACUCCGAUCUGUUUCACAUUCAGGAGCAACCCGUAGAUAGUCAGCAGUUUACACAGCACCAUUGGAAAAUAUUUGUAACUGACAUUUUCAAGCAUGAUCAUCAUCGUAGCGAAGAUAACUGCAACUUUCUGCAGCUGGUCUUCGAUCCGCAGGGCGGUGGACCCGGUCAAGGCAUCGGUGACUUGGAUACGCGACUGGGUCGCAUUGGUGUGGCCAAGAAUGCGCUGCGCAAGCCGCAAAGAAGUGUUUUCCGGGACACAAAGCUGGCGCUGUUGCCCUCAGAUCUCACCAUUCCACAUCGCACGCUCUACUUGGUGCUAUAUGAUAACCAACAUCCUGAUAAUUACUUGGCAUGCACACAGAUAAGACAUGUCCAAGCAUUGAGCUACAAAUCAUUUAUCAAUUCGGGUGGCGUUAAAGGCGAGGUUACCUUCACACAACGCUCCAAGUUUGAUCCCACUUUCCUCAACUUCACCCUUUCCACACCUGCUGCCCACCGAGUGAGUCGCAAGUUUGCCGAGGAUGUUGCCGCCUUUCGCAUUCACAGUCUGCCGCCAACGCCACAGCGCAUUGGGCAAUCGGAUUACUGCCAGACUACAGGUGAACUGUACAAUCCUCGAGAGAUGGAGCAGCAACAUGUGCCACCGCCUGGCUAUGGCACCCAGGAACAAUACGCAUUGGGUGACCUUAGUGGGAAGCUGCAGGGUCGCAAUAAACAGUACUUUCAUCAGUAUGUGCUGCCUGGCACCAGCUCGGAGCUGAGUGGUCUCUACUGGGACCUUUAUCUUCCGCUGCGUGGUCGUCACAGCAUCGCCCACCGCAGUUUAGUCAUCUACACCUACAAUCGCACUGAACCGCAAAAUAUAACGAUGAACAUUUGGGGCUGCUCCACAUUGAAUCAAUACCAACGCAAUGGCGUAUCUCAGCAGCCCAUGUUCACAGCACAGGUGCUCUUCCGCUAUCCAGUUGUGGGUCGUGUCAUCUUUCGACAGGCCGCAGAGCAACCCUGGCAGGACACCACUGUGCUCUUCGAGUAUCUAAUCCAAGCUGAUGGCUCCACUCAGAAUAGCACCUUUGAUCAUCGCUGGGCUAUUCACAGCAAUCCACCAGGCAAGGAUUUCUACGACUGGCAACAGCGUUGCAUAUCGGCUGGAAACGUUUUCAAUCCGUACAAGGUAGACUGGGGCAAUCGCAGUGCCGAUGACUUUUGUCAGCCACAAUUGCCGGCCAUGUGUCGCCUGGGUGCCCUCGAUACACGUCUGGGCAAGCUGACUAUAGCUGGUGGCAUUCGACAGGCCAGACAGCUAAGUCGUCGCAUGUUUAGCGAUGGCAAUCUGCCCUUGUCCGGUGCCCAUAGCAUACUGGGCAAGUCCUUGGUCAUCUACGAUGACAAUGGUCCCAAGGCGAGGGGCGAACGUUUGGCAUGUUCCAGUUUAAUUGGCCAUUAUCGUCGCAAGGUGGUUGCCAAGGAUUGGUAUGCCAAUGGCGAUGAGUUGACAGUCGGUGGCAAGAUGGAGAUUACCCAACAAUCAGAGUACGACAUCAGCAACAUUGAAGUGCAGUUAAAAGGACUGCAAGACAAUGGCGCGUAUCAGAUACAUAUGACACCAGUGGAGGCGAAUUUAGCAUUUCCCUGCGAAGCGUCCACUUUGUACGGCACUUGGAAUCCCUUUGACGUUAAUCCCAAGUCUGCUCCACCGCCAAAGCAAGGCACCAGCGAUCAGUAUGAAAUGGGUGAUCUGAGUGGCAAAUUCGGACGUCUAAAUGGAUUGACUCAGUAUGAGGAUGCCUACAAUGACACAAACUUGCCACUCUUUGGCUACAGCAGCAUCAUUGGGCGCUCGGUCAUUAUCAAGAAGCAGCAGAAAAAUGCGCGUUGGGCUUGCAGCACUUUGGAGAGAGGCUAUAGUCCAAGUGAAGCGCGAGAAUUGCGUGGCAUUGCUUCGUUUCAUCAUCCGACUGGUUAUGCAUAUGGCUACAUCAAGAUGACGCAGCUGAUCCACAACGAUGGCAGCCAGUCCGAGACAGUCAUUGAGGUGAAGCUACGUCAUCCAGGCAAGAAUGAUCGCAACUCAACGCGCAACCACAACUGGCAAAUCUUCGUGAAUCCCGUUGGAGUGGAUGCCGCUGUCAAGCCAACAGUUACCCGCUGCGUAGCUGGAGGCUAUGUCUGGAAUCCAUAUUACACUCAGCUCGCAGAUCCCUUGAAUUUGGACUUGUAUGAACAGGAAUGCGGACCGGAUAAUCCACUUCGAUGCUAUGUUGGCGAUGUGGGAGCACGUUUGGGCACAAUAAAUCUGGGUGGCGAACGAAUUGUUCUCACAGAUUCCAACUUUCCACUGGAGGCACCCGUUGGUGCUAUUGGACGGUCCAUCGUUAUCUUUGGACCCGAGCAUUCGCAUGAACGCUUCGCUUGCGCCAACAUUGAACCCGAUCACAAUGUGAUCAAGUACAUCAAUUUGCAAAAGCCGCCACGUUUUGUUGUUGCACAAUUUCUGGAGGAGCUGCGUUCUGUGAUGGGUAUUCCGGAAUGGAUGUUGGACGUGGAUGCCCGUAAGACCAAAGAGUUGCAUGGCGGUGCCUGCAUUCAGAUGAUUGUUCACUUCAAGGGACCCAUUGCCCAUCGUCUGGAGUUGGACAUGUCGCGCCUGAUAGCAGCUGGUCGCCUCGAUGCGCCAAGUCUCUACAUACCCGGCUAUGUGAACACUAAACGCAAGGCAACCAUAUCAUAUCGCACUUGCGGUGUGAGAGAUACCAAUGAAAAGCGUACCAAGAUCUUCAAGGGUAGUUUUUCAAGCAGUCUAGCCCCAAGCCAGCCAAAAUCUUAUGUAUUAACUGUGACAGUCAUUGGUUUAUUUUUUAGCAUUUUCCUGUAAUAAAUUAUAAAUGAUCUUAUUCCAUAAAUACUCUUGUACUUGUAUAUAAAACUAUAUAUGUAUGUAAAUUACUUAAUAUAACUAAAAACACUGAAUAAAUAUUU
Molecule: messenger RNA, 3715 nt
Organism: Drosophila albomicans
Lineage: Eukaryota; Metazoa; Arthropoda; Insecta; Diptera; Drosophilidae
Gene: Rsod
Exons: 10
Coding region: 147-3611 (1154 amino acids)
Biological process (GO): superoxide metabolic process
Molecular function (GO): metal ion binding
Source: RefSeq, a predicted model, not a curated record